Messenger RNA from Scomber scombrus (Atlantic mackerel), 1483 nucleotides. RefSeq names its product aldo-keto reductase family 1 member B1-like. The coding region runs from base 166 to 1116 and encodes 316 amino acids. Gene Ontology annotation, cellular component: cytosol. NCBI's taxonomy places the organism in Eukaryota, Metazoa, Chordata, Actinopteri, Scombriformes, Scombridae. The transcript has 10 exons. Gene Ontology annotation, molecular function: aldose reductase (NADPH) activity. The record is from RefSeq and is a predicted model, not a curated record.
UCCCAUUAUAUAAACAUUUGGGAAGGCAGGCUUGACUAAUCAAACCCAGAUGCACUUCCUCCGAACCACUGACCCCUCCUCUAUCACAGACUCUUAAUGGGAAAGACUGCUUACUGCCUAGUGUAGUUUCCUGAGAGUCGAGCUGCACAGCUGAAGAUCUCCAACAUGAUACCUGCAGUUACACUCAACAAUGGAGCAAAGAUGCCUAUUGUGGGUCUAGGGACAUGGAGGGCCAACCCAGGACAAGUCACUGAGGCUGUGAAGGUGGCUAUAAGCGCCGGUUACAGGCACAUUGAUGGUGCUUAUGUCUACCAGAAUGAAGAAGAAGUUGGGGCUGGAAUUCAUGCCAUGAUGGACCAAGGAGUGGUGAAGAGAGAGGAUCUCUUCAUCGUCAGUAAAUUAUGGUGCACCUUCCACCUUCCAUCUCUAGUGAGGAGGGCCUGUGAGAAGACUCUCGGUGACCUGAAACUGGAUUACGUGGACCUCUAUCUCAUGCACUUCCCUAUGGGAACCAAGCCAGGGGACGAACUUUUUCCUGUGGAUGAGCAGGGCCAGGUUAUUCCUGAUGGCAGCAACUUCUUAGACACUUGGAAGGCUAUGGAAGAGCUAGUAGAUGCUGGGUUGGUCAAGGCUAUUGGCAUCUCAAACUUCAACAAGGACCAGAUUGAAGCUGUUCUUAACAUGCCAGGCCUCAAGUACAAGCCAGCCACCAACCAGAUUGAGUGCCACCCGUACCUGAACCAGGAGAAGCUGAUUAACUACUGCCACUCAAAGGGCAUUUCAGUGACAGCUUACAGCCCCCUGGGUUCCCCUGACAGACCCUGGGCUCCAUCUGAUGAGCUCUCUCUCCUGGAGGAACCUAAGAUCAAGGCUAUCGCUAAUAAGUACAACAAGACUCCAGCACAGGUUCUCAUCAGGUUCCACAUCCAAAGGAAUGUGAUUGUCAUUCCCAAGUCAGUAACGCCCCAUCGGAUCAAGGAGAAUUUCCAGUUGUUCGACUUUGAAUUAAGUGAAGACGACGUGAAGGUCAUACUGAGCUUGAACAAAAAUUGGAGAGGUUUCGAAUUGCAAUGGGCCUCAAAGCACAAAGACUUCCCACUGAAUUCAGAAUACUGAAUCAAGACAACUACAUAUACAGGCUGAAUGUUGUGACAAAGUUAGGCGCAAAGAAGGUUAGAGGAGUAACCCAGGAUUAUACAGGAAAUGUUAAACCAGCUCUCCCUAGAAUUCAUUUUGAAGUUUUUAUAAUAAAUAGACAGCACGACUAUAUUUUGGAAUAUAAGGCAAUCAGCUAAUGUGACCCGCAAUUGUUGCAGUGUUUGUAAUAUUGAUUGUUACAUAUUAGUCCUUUUAUGAUAUAUAUAUACUGUAUGUCUAACCACUGUUAUUAUGCUGUAUGCUUUAACUCUAUGUAAAGCAUUGUGAAUUUCUGUUCAUGUGCUAUUUUAAUAAACUUGCCUCAAGUCUUGCCUGUAACAUGAAU